UCUCCUGCUGCUGACUCUAGAACUCAUCUCUCUCCUGUUAUUCAGAUCAACAUGAAGAUCUCUAUCUUUGCUGGUGUUCUGCUGAUCUCUGCUGCUCUCAUGUUCCUGGGACCAGAACCUGCAGAUGCUCUGCCCCCUGUACAGACUUUUGGAUGGAAGCAUAUCUAUUUUCCACUCCACGAGUCAUCUGAUAUAACUAAAUACUUAGAGAAGAAGAGUUUUUGUACCGACUUAAUGCAGGAAAGAGAAAUCAAAGAGCCAAACAGCGACAACUGUAAGAGCUUCAAUACCUUCAUCAACGCGAAGUAUGAUGACAUCAAAGCCGCCUGUGGGAGGGACGACAAAACAACCCCAGGACUUUUCUAUGCUGUUGAAUGCACCAGCACAGAAAAACAAAUCAAGCCCUAUCCGUGUAAUUAUAAAAGUGACCUUCGCUACGGGAAAAUUAAAGUCGAAUGUUUCCCCGAUGGCAAUCCUAAACACUUUGUAAGUGGUGUGUAUACCGCCUUGCCUCGUCCUUCAAAGUAAUCUAUUACUACCUGAUGAA
This is a messenger RNA of Perca flavescens (yellow perch), 547 nucleotides long. Its product is annotated as angiogenin-like. The coding region runs from base 52 to 528 and encodes 158 amino acids. Gene Ontology annotation, biological process: defense response to Gram-positive bacterium. NCBI's taxonomy places the organism in Eukaryota, Metazoa, Chordata, Actinopteri, Perciformes, Percidae. Gene Ontology annotation, molecular function: RNA nuclease activity; nucleic acid binding. The record is from RefSeq and is a predicted model, not a curated record. The transcript is spliced from 2 exons.